CUGCAAACGGUUAGUAUCAUCAUCGAUAGGCCAAGUUAAAAGGCGGUUCAUUUCCAUCACCGUCGCUCUAUUCUCGCAUCAACUAAAGCAUCUUCACUUAGACAUAUUCCAUUUAAAAAGUCAUCAUGGGUGUCCUCGAUAUCGUACCCGCUGGCGUAUUGACCGGUGAAAACGUCCGCAAGUUGUUCAACUAUGCAAGGGAGCAGAAGUUCGCUAUCCCAGCCAUCAACGUCACCUCUUCCUCCACCGCCAACGCCGUCUUAGAAGCGGCCCGUGACAUCAAAGCGCCGAUCAUUCUCCAAGUUUCUCAGGGCGGUAGUGCCUUCUUCGCCGGAAAGGGAAUAGCGAACGACAAACAACAAGCAUCCAUCCUCGGUGCUGUCGCUGCAGCACACCACAUCCGGACGGUCGCGAAGGCAUAUGGCGUUCCCGUCGUGCUGCACAGCGAUCACUGUGCCGAGAAGCUUUUGCCCUGGUUCGACGGCAUGCUCGCAGCCGACGAAGCCUACUUCAAAGAACACCAAGAACCCCUUUUCUCCUCCCACAUGCUUGACCUCUCCGAAGAGCCAAAGGAGAAGAACAUCGCCACCUGCGUCGAGUACUUCAAGCGGAUGGCUCCUCUCGGACUCUGGCUCGAGAUGGAGAUCGGUAUCACUGGUGGUGAGGAAGAUGGCGUCGACAACACCGGUGUCGACAAUGCUGCGCUGUACACUCAGCCAGAAGACGUGUAUGAUGUCUACAAGGCUUUGAACCCCAUCAGCCCCAACUUCAGCAUCGCGGCUGCAUUCGGUAACGUGCAUGGUGUCUACAAGCCUGGUAACGUCAAGCUCCAGCCUCAACUCCUCGGGGCGCACCAGGCAUACACGUGCGAGAAGCUGGGCGGUCAGCCUGCGCAGCCCUUGUACCUUGUCUUCCACGGUGGUUCUGGAUCGACCAAGGAAGAAAUCCAAACGGCCGUCGAGAACGGCGUUGUCAAGAUGAACGUUGACACUGACACUCAAUUCACCUACCUCACUGGCAUCAGGGACUACAUUCUCAAGAAGAAAGACUAUCUUCUCUCUCAGGUUGGUAACCCCGAGGGUGCUGAUAAGCCAAACAAGAAGUUCUACGACCCUCGUGUUUGGGUCCGUGAGGGUGAAAAGACGAUGGCAGCGCGUGUCAAGGAAGCAUGCAAAGAUUUGGGUAACGUUGACCGCCUGUAAAAUGAGAGGUCUUUCGAUGUAUCAUUAUGUUAGAGAUUGUGGAAGGGUCAACGUAUAUACGAUGUCCAAUACAUAUUAGCUAUGUAAACGAAUCAACAUUUAGACGCUUGUU
Molecule: messenger RNA, 1314 nt
Organism: Pisolithus orientalis
Lineage: Eukaryota; Fungi; Basidiomycota; Agaricomycetes; Boletales; Pisolithaceae
Exons: 12
Coding region: 126-1202 (358 amino acids)
Biological process (GO): glycolytic process; gluconeogenesis
Cellular component (GO): cytosol
Molecular function (GO): zinc ion binding; fructose-bisphosphate aldolase activity
Source: RefSeq, a predicted model, not a curated record